Messenger RNA from Heterocephalus glaber (naked mole-rat), 966 nucleotides. It is a transcript of the gene Or56b4, whose product is annotated as olfactory receptor family 56 subfamily B member 4. Gene Ontology annotation, biological process: G protein-coupled receptor signaling pathway. Gene Ontology annotation, molecular function: G protein-coupled receptor activity; olfactory receptor activity. The record is from RefSeq and is a predicted model, not a curated record. NCBI's taxonomy places the organism in Eukaryota, Metazoa, Chordata, Mammalia, Rodentia, Bathyergidae. Gene Ontology annotation, cellular component: plasma membrane.
AUGGAUAUUGCUCAGAAUAUAAUCAAUAACUCAGAGUUUCAAGUGUCUGAGUUCAUCCUGAUGGGACUCCCAGGCAUUCACGAGUGGCAGGCCUGGCUCUCCUUGCCCAUGGCUCUGCUCUACCUCUUAGCUCUUGGUGCUAAUCUCCUGAUCUUAAUCACCAUCUCCAAUGAGCCUAACCUACACCAGCCCAUGUAUCAGUUCCUCAGUAUCCUGGCUGUCGUGGACAUUGGCCUGUCUACUACCAGCAUGCCCAAGAUUCUGGCAAUCCUGUGGUUUGAUGCAAAGGCCAUCAGCCUAGCUCAAUGCUUUGCUCAAAUCUAUGCCAUCAACGCUUUUAUGCUCAUGGAGUCAGGCAUCUUCCUCUGCAUGGCAGUGGACAGAUAUGUAGCCAUAUGUUAUCCCCUUCAGUAUCCUUUCAUAGUCACUGAAGCUUUUGUAAUCAAAGCUACACUGUCCAUGGUGCUAAGGAAUGGCCUGUUAACCAUCCCGGUGCCUAUCCUGGCUGCCCAGAGAUACUAUUGCUCCAGAAAUGAAAUUGACCACUGUCUGUGCUCUAACUUGGGGGUGACCAGUCUGGCCUGUGAUGACAUCAUCAUUAACAAGCUUUAUCAAUUAGUGUUGGCCUGGCUUCUGGCUGGGUGUGACAUGAUUCUGGUCUUUGCUUCCUAUGCUUUGAUUAUUCAUUCAGUGCUGAAGCUCAACUCUGCUGAAGCAAUAUCUAAAGCCCUGAGUACCUGCAGCUCCCACCUUAUCCUUAUUCUCUUUUUCUACACAGCUAUUAUUUUAAUAUCUGUCACUCACCUUGCAGGAAGAAGGAUUCCCCUCAUCCCUGUUCUCCUCAAUAUGCUGCAUAUUAUCAUCCCUCCAUCCCUUAACCCUAUGGUAUAUGCCCUUAGGAUGCAGGAACUGAAAGCAGGCAUCCAGAGAGUGCUUGGUUUAGGUGAGUAUGUGUCCAGGAAGUAA